GCACCCCUUAAGGCUAUCGUCUUGAGAAAAUACUGUUCGGAGCCUGAUUAUAACGCUAUUUUUUUUUUUAAAUCGAAAAGCUCGGCUUUCUGUUAUUGUAGGGCUUUGGCGUUUGUCUGACUGGGGUUUAGAGUCGCAGGAUGUCUCGCUACUCAAGGCCGCCCAACACAUCCCUCUUCGUCCGAAACGUGGCUGAUGCCACCAGGCCGGAGGAUUUGCGUCGUGAAUUUGGUCGGUACGGCCCAAUAGUAGACGUUUACGUUCCACUUGACUUCUACACUCGCCGCCCACGAGGAUUUGCUUAUAUACAGUUUGAGGAUGUUCGUGAUGCUGAAGAUGCCCUGUAUAAUCUUAACAGGAAAUGGGUUUGUGGUCGACAAAUUGAGAUACAAUUUGCUCAAGGUGAUCGGAAAACUCCUGGACAAAUGAAAUCCAAAGAGCGCCAUGCCUGUUCACCAGUUGAUCGCAGGAGAUCCCGAAGCCACAGCAGAAGGAGAACACGUAGUCGGAGCUCCUCUUGGGACCGUGGUAGGAGGAGGUCUGGCAGCUUAAAAUCAUCAAGGCACAGAAGGCAUUCUUACAGUCAUUCAAAGUCACGUUCAAAAUCUCCUCAAAGGCGUUCCAGGACACCGCAGAGACAUUCCUUCUCUAGAGGACGCUCAAGAUCAAUGGAGAAAUCACCUUCUGGCUCACCUCCAAAGGAAUCUAGCUCUGGGUCAAAGUCCAGGUCAGGCCAAAGGCGAUCUGGCUCCACUAGAUCCCACUCGAAAUCUCCUCGUCAUAGACAUUCAAACUCUUUAUCACAAAAAGAAGCAGCCAGACAUUCUAGUUCUCGUUCCCGGUCUCGGUCACGUUGUUAUCGGGGCAAAAACAGUAGACAGUCUGGGUCUGACGAAGACUAGUGCAUAUUCUUGUACCUCUUAAGGUUGUUGCAAGUUUUGUCCACAAUUGGCAGACUUCUCAUCUGCCAAGAAGUUUACAAUAUCAGCUAGACUUCCUUGCUUACUUUCUAAAAAAAAAAGUUAAAACAUUACAUGUGAGAAUGGGGGCAAGCAGCUCUCAUAAAGUUUCUUGGGCCCUCUAAGACCUCCGUGCAUAUUGUGUGUGUGUUUUUUUUUUUGUUUGAAACACCUGUAAAGCAUUCUUUUUAGAAAACAUAUUAAUUUUGUCAUUUGGUUGGACUGCUGAAUGUUUCAAAGUAUUCUCUGGAGUGUGUUCCUGAAAUAUAUGCCAGUGCUUUGUUUUACUGUCUAGACCAACCACCUAAUAUUUAUCAAAAAGUGUUAAAAUGAAACAUUUUCAUAAAUGUAAUUGUGUAAGGGAAGAUCUGGCAAGCUUGCUAGGCUUAAACCGAAUGAGGGUACAAUUUUGUCGUUUAGUGCAAGGAUAGUGAGAAUCUUUCCAUCUUAUUAAAAUAUUUUGAUACAUACACAUAUAUGUGUAAAACUAACACUGAAAUCUAAAGAUUGAUAUUCAUUUCAGCAAUAAGGGUUGCGGCACCAAGUUUUACAAAUGUGCUUUUGUUGAAGACGUAUGUUUUACGAUUGUAAAUGACAAUUUUUAUUUUCUGGAAAAAGCUGCACAAAUACAGGUUUUGUUUGUUUACUGUGCUGCAUAACCAUUGUUUUAUUGCUUUCUGCAGUGUUUUCUGCAUUAGUCAAGUAUUUUUUAGAUGCAGUAAAUAGUUUCAUAAUGCUUUGAUUCUGCCUCAAGUGCUGUCACUUGAAAUGUUGGACAGUUGAGUAUUUUGUCCAAUGGUUUUAAUAAACUGAAAGUUUCCAAACGAAA
Molecule: messenger RNA, 1788 nt
Organism: Xenopus tropicalis (tropical clawed frog)
Lineage: Eukaryota; Metazoa; Chordata; Amphibia; Anura; Pipidae
Gene: srsf12
Product: serine/arginine-rich splicing factor 12
Exons: 5
Coding region: 141-902 (253 amino acids)
Molecular function (GO): nucleic acid binding; RNA binding
Source: RefSeq, marked provisional